AUGAGCACACCCACUUCUCUCUUUGGAAAGGGCUUUGAACCUGGGCAUGGUAGCGGUACUUCAGGAAUGAUUAGAAAACAUAUUUUUAUCAGGAACACACGAAAUAGAUCACUCUAUAUUCUUGCCACCGCUUCCUUCCCCAACGCCCUUCUCAGAUUGGCUGUUGUUCUGUUGCUAUGGAAUACAUGUAAUACGCCUGUGGUCGAAGCAGCGUUCACAACCAUCAGCGUUGGAGGAGGCUACACGUCAUCGUCCAACGCGUGGGCAUGUGGCUUACUACCGGUACAAGACAGCGCCAGCGGAAGCAUCGAAUGCUUUGAGCCCCAGGAGCCUUUGAACGACGAAAAGGAAUAUGUCGUCAAGGGACGUCUCGAUGGGGCAUACACGGGAAUUUCGGUUGGCGGGAGUAGCACCCCCAGCCAGCUGCAUGCGUGUGCUGUCGAGUCCAUCACUGGCCGCAUUCAGUGCUGGGAACCUUACACAUUGGACGAGGCUUUACCAUACCAAGCCAAAGGAGAUCUCACCCCACCAGUCAACGAACAACCAUAUACCCAUGUGGAAGUAGGAGGCAGCUCAUCUGGCAGCUAUUUUGCAGCUUGUGCCAUCCGAGAUGGAGGAAUUGAUUGCUUCAAUCCCUACAGUCCUACAGAGACAGGAGUUACCUAUGAAAUUAUGGGAAGUCUUCCAGGAGACUACUCCAGUGUGUCAGUGGGCGGGCAAGCAGAAGAUGAACCCUUUACCCACGAGUUUGCUUGCACCACGCUCAACAAUCCAGCUCAAAUAGACUGCUUUGAUCCUAAAGCUCCCGGCAUUGAUGGCACUGUGCCACUGUCUCGGUUGGGCCAUCUUCCAGGUUCUUACCAAGAAGUAUCCGUGGACGCAAGCAGUUCCCCUUCCUACAUUUAUGGCUGUGCUUCAAGGGCAGACCGCACAGCGGUAGAUUGCUUCGAACCUUAUACGUUCGAAGAUACUGUCAAAAGCUACACAAUCGCCGGAUCUGCUCCUGGUUCCUUUGAACAGGUUUCAGUGGGUGGCGGCAGUUCCCCGUCCUACCUCUAUGCUUGUGGACUCCGUGAAAGUGGCAUUGAUUGCUUCAGUCCUUACUUUGUGCCUCCCGUUCCCGUGACAACGACCAAUACUACAUAUGAAGUGACAGGAUCGGUGGCUGGAAAUUACCACCAGGUGGCCCUCGGCGGAGCGGCAGCUACAGACGCGUUCUAUGCUUGUGCCAUCCGAACCAGUGGGGAGGCCAUUGAUUGUUUCAAUCCUUAUACAUUCACCGAAAUUGGAUCUACCUAUGAGAUUGAUGCUACCUAUUUUCUGCCUACUACCGCUGCCCCCACGGUGAGCCCUCCACCAAUGUCCAGUCCUACCACAGAGACGCCCACCGUCGCCACAGCCACACCGCCGCCGCCACCACCAGCGAUCGAGUCCACCUCACCACCACCAAUCGAGUCAACAUCGCCACCACCAAUGGAUUCUUCAACUUCACAAACGGCCUCUUCCUCUUCCACCACAGCGACGUCCAUGGGGAGAGUUUUUUGGAUUUCAACUAUCCUUUGCUGCGCCACUGCACAUUUUUGUUUCUAGCGACAAUUAGCUAUUAUGUACUAGUGCAAGAGACGCGAGCAUUUAAGCUUGUGACACCUCGGACUAUGACACUUGACCAUUGUCUAGGAGCGAACAGACACUGACUUAGGUGGCAUUUUUUCCAUGCUUCGGAGAGCUUCUCUUUGGAAAGGGCUUUGAAUUGCUCCUCUGGGGACAUUGCCGUGUCUUGGAGACGAUGGCAUCGGUACCGGUACCUGGUACCGGUACUUCAGGAAUGAUUAGAAAAUAUAUUUUUAUCAGGAAAGCACCAAAUAGAUCACUCUAGACGUCCAGCUAGGGAAUGUCUUGGCAGAAAUUGUUUCUCUUGGGAAGUACGAUAGUUACAUCCCAUUAGACUUGCCAUUCCAUGAAGUUAGUUGAAAACUGGAGUUUGGCGGUCGUCCGCUUUCCAAUUUUCAUUUUCCUAGCACUGAGAUUAUG
Molecule: messenger RNA, 2031 nt
Organism: Seminavis robusta
Lineage: Eukaryota; Bacillariophyta; Bacillariophyceae; Naviculales; Naviculaceae
Source: the annotation of a GenBank genome assembly